AAGCGAAAGGAGGUUGAGAAAAAACUCCAUUUCUCUCUUCCUCUCUCUAGACCUUCCACUAGAGAGAGAAUUCUUAUACAUAUAAUCCAAUAACAUAUAUCAGCGAGAGAGGAUAUAGGAGGAAUUUUUUUUCAUUACUUCUGAAAAAACAUCAAUUCAGUAAUUAAUUAACAAUGGAAGGAAAAAGAUUUGCAGUUUUAUUAUGUGCAGAGGAUUCAGAAUACGUGAAAAAGAAAUACGGAGGUUAUUUUGGGGUUUUCGUGAGAAUGCUGGGGGAGGAAGGUGAAACGUGGGAUGUUUUCCACGUGGCACGCGGCGAGUUUCCGACAGAUGAUGAGAUCGGAGAAUUUGAUGGAUUUGUGAUCACCGGUAGUUGUAAUGACGCUCAUGGUAAUGAUUUGUGGAUCUGCAAGUUACUGAAUUUGCUCAAAAAACUUGAUUCUAUGAAGAAGAAAGUUUUGGGUAUUUGCUUUGGACACCAGAUAUUAGGACGAUCAUUGGGCGGAAUUAUAGAGAGAGCCACUACUGGAUGGGACAUUGGCAUCACCACAGUUAAUUUAUCAACGUCAAAAGAAUUCAACGCUCUCACCUUACCUGCAUUUUUGCAAGUUAUUGAGUGUCACCGUGAUGAGAUCCGUGAGCUUCCACCCAAGGCAGAGGUGAUGGCAUGGUCCAACAAGACUGGAAUUGAGAUGUUUAGGUGUGGUGAUCACAUCAUGGGCAUACAAGGUCACCCCGAGUACACCAAGGACAUUCUUCUCCAUCUCAUUGAUCGUCUUCUUCAACGCAACCUUAUUGAGGAGAGCAUUGCUGAUGUGGCCAAGGCGAAGGUUGAAGGGCGUGAGCCGGACAGGGAGAUAUGGAAGAAAUUAUGCGUCAACUUUCUUAAGGGUAGAUUGUGAUUUGAAUAUUUCUCAAUUUAUUAGAGGCUAUUGGAAUUGGUCACAACUGUAAAUAGGAGAUGCUGUUAGAAGAAAUUUUGGGGGCCCUGGCCUGUUUUGGAGUAUGGACUUUAGGCAUCGUUUAGAUGUCAUCAAGAAAUUUAAGAUUAUUUUUAACUAUUGGAAUUGACAAUGUCAUUGGCAAUUGUAUUAUCUAGAUUUUCAUUAA
Molecule: messenger RNA, 1110 nt
Organism: Lycium ferocissimum
Lineage: Eukaryota; Viridiplantae; Streptophyta; Magnoliopsida; Solanales; Solanaceae
Product: gamma-glutamyl peptidase 5-like
Exons: 4
Coding region: 174-902 (242 amino acids)
Cellular component (GO): cytosol
Source: RefSeq, a predicted model, not a curated record